AUGGCGACGUCUGUUGAGCGUCAUGUCGUUGACAUAACUACGUGUGCAAUUUGUCUGGAGAAACUUAAUAUUCCAAAGUAUUUACCGUGCUUACAUACAUUUUGUGAAAGUUGUAUACAGACCUAUAUUACUGCUAUAUUUGAGAAAAACCACAAAGAAAGUAUCGAUUGUCCGAUAUGUAGGAAUACAGUUACUAUACCGAAGGAAGUCAAUACACCUGAUGAAUGGGACAAAGUGUUACCAUUGAAUUUGCUCAUCAUUGGAUUAUUAGAGAAGGAAAAAGUUGAGAGACCUCAAAAACAAUGCAUGGUAUGCGAACGAAUGGAAGCAAAAUCAGAGGCAAGUUUAAUUUGUGUUGAUUGUUCUGAUUUAUUAUGUUUAAACUGUAAGCAACACCAUAAAGCGAACAAAAUCUCACAUAAUCACGAAAUAAGACAAAUAAAUGAAUAUUCAUCGGUCGCUGGAUGCUUCAAAACUUUUAAAAACCAAUGUUCUGAACACAAAGGAGAAGAACUCAAAUUGUUUUGUGUCGACCAUCAGACUCCCUGUUGUUCGAUGUGUGUAUCAAUACAUCAUAGGCGAUGUAAAAAUGUUCUUUCCAUUGAAGAUGCUGCAAAUGAAUAUGUGAAAACUGACAAACUUAAAAAUUUGAGAACCCAACUUAGCCAUGUAGAACUUGAUGUAAAAACAAUCUUAAAAGAUCAACUGUAUGCAAUGGAGAAAAUAAAAAACGAGUAUAAACAAGAACAAAAGAAUCUUGGUGAUAUCUUCGGUGACUUUGUUGCCAAGAUAAAUGAUCUUUAA
Molecule: messenger RNA, 804 nt
Organism: Mytilus californianus (California mussel)
Lineage: Eukaryota; Metazoa; Mollusca; Bivalvia; Mytilida; Mytilidae
Product: E3 ubiquitin-protein ligase TRIM56-like
Exons: 1
Coding region: 1-804 (267 amino acids)
Biological process (GO): positive regulation of DNA-templated transcription
Cellular component (GO): chromatin; nucleoplasm
Molecular function (GO): zinc ion binding; ubiquitin-protein transferase activity
Source: RefSeq, a predicted model, not a curated record